GAAGGAAGCGCGGGCACUACAAUUCCCAGAAUGCCUUUGGCUCCCAAGCGAGCCUUGCUUUAUCGACGCUGUCAGGAACCGCUGGCGAGGCCCAGAGAAGAGGAAGAACGGCAAGAUGGCGCUGACCAGGUUGGUUGAGGGCCUGAAGCGGUACCCUGCGAGGCGGUGGGAACAGAUUCCCCUCUCUUUUCCGGAGCUCGUUUUCUUUUGAACCGGAGUCCCAGGUUUUUGUUUAUGGUAGUCGGUUGUGAGGAGGUUACGAUGGCGGCGCAGUUUCGCCAGUGAGGCCUGGACCGAUCCGGGCAUUUUCCUGAGAGGUUGAUCCGAAGGCCUCGCUGUUUUCGUGGUGGUGGGGAGGCCUCUCUCCCUCCGGCAUGUCUAGUAACGGCAACGGAAUUUCGGUUUCGCCGGUGGUGGUGGUGGGUUCCCAUCCACUGCUGGUGCGAAUAGACCGCGAUGGGGGCGGGGCGAUGAUCCGGGUUGACGGAUACGGGUACACUGAUUCAGACGUGCUCUCGCUGUCGGCCGCACCUGGGCAAGGAUUUAACCUCAGCCUGGAAGCUGUUUUUGUACCCCGCUCGGUUUUCAUACGGGAUGUCCUGUUGUGUUGGGAAAGGGCUUCUUCGCAUGUUUUAUGUCCAAGCGGGAUUUUCACACGUUACGUUCAAUUAGCGUACAAUCUAUACGCAGAAUUUGAGCUGUGCACUUGUAGCGUUAUUCACACGCUACGACAGUUGAGCUCUACAGAACGCACGUGCUCAUUUGUAGAGACUGUUUGUACCUCUAUUCAGUGUAACGUGUGAACAAGGCUUUGGGGACUGUGGCAUGAAGUGGGCUGUAGCUCCGUAGUAGAACACUUGCUUCGCAUGGAGAAGGUUCUAGAUUGAGUCAUUGGCUGCUCCAGGUAGGGCUGGGAAAUACUUACACCUAAAAUCUUCUGCCAGUUAACAUAUGCAAUACUGAGCUAGAUGGACCAUUGCAGUUUGUGUUGCCUCAAACAAAAUGUUUCUCAGCAUGUUCUGUUUACAUCUUCAGUUGCAGCUUAUCAGGAGUAGUCAAUUGAUGCAGUGCAUGUAUGAAAUAAGCAAGACAGUGUGAAAGCCAUGUUUACAUUUUCAUGUGCCGUUGUUACAUGUUAAUCACAUGUAUGCACGGUGAAAAUACUUAACAUACAGUGGUACCUCAGGUUACAGACGCUUCAGGUUACAUACACUUCAGGUUACAGACUCCGCUAACCCAGAAAUAGUACCUCGGGUUAAGAACUUUGCUUCAGGAUGAGAACAAAAAUCACGCGGCGGCAGCAGGAGGCCCCAUUAGCUAAAGUGGUGCUUCAGGUUAAGAACAAUUUCAGGUUAAGAACGGACCUCGAGAACAAAUUAAGUUCUUAACCCAAGGUACCACUGUAUUCAGCUUUGUCAAACCAUGUGCAGGCUUCAGGAUUUUUUCUGACAUCAGAAGAUCAUAUGUGGAGUUAUCUUGGAUGUGAUUUGAUUAAUCCUGAGUUAUACAUUCCCAAAUUUAUUUGUUUUCCUAUUUAUGCAUACCAGCUCAGUUGCUUAGACUUAGCAUGCUGCCUAUAAUGCCAAGGUUGCAACUUUGAUCCCCAUAUGGGACAGCUGCAUAUUCCUGCAUUGCAGGGGGUUGGACUAGAUGAUCGUUAGGAUCCCUUCCAAUUCUACAAUUCUAAGAUUCUAUGAAAUACUAGAACUCAUGGGCAUCCAAUGAAGACUUUGGGGAAGGCUUUGCCUCAUCAUGCUGCAACAGCAAACUGAAGGACCAUAAGUGUGAACGUGGUGUUAAGUGUUUUGAUAUUGAAAGGCUAGAACCUUGCCGCCCAAGGGUCACAGAUUAAGUAGGUAAAUAAAUAUGGGGAAGGCAAAGUGUUUCUUAGAGAAAGAUCUGAAAUAUUUUCCUUGAAGCUUGAAUUUGUUUUAUUCUGGAUUGUAUUAUUUGAUGUUUUAAUGUGUUGCUAACUACUUGGAGAUUUUUUUUCUUUAAAAUAUAAAUCGGUAUAGAAAUUAAAUUAAUAAUAAUAAUAAAUUUCUUUUUUAAAAAAAUAAUAUUUAUUGCUUUUAGAAGUUACAAAAAAGUAGAAAAAAGAGAGAAAAAACACAAAAAAGGAAAAAAGGAAAGAGAAAAACAAUACAAUGUAUAAACAAUACAAACCCACCCUAAGCCCAUUAAACUAAACACAUGAACAAAGCAAGACAAAAACAAUUUAAAAGCAUCUCUCCUUUUCCAUACUCUAUCCUUCAUUCCCUUGUUUCCUCGACUUCCUCACACCUCCCUUCUUGUAUCCCGCUUCUAGUACUUGUUUCAGCAAAUCCUUUCCAUCUUUUCUAUUUUCUGUCAUAUUAAGAAUAACAUAUUCUUUAACCUUAUUUCCCAUUAACGGUUGAUUACUUAUAUGGACCCAACUUCUUAUAGUAUUUCUGCUAAGUCCAUAAAAUAUCAUUCCACCGUUUUUCUGACAGUCAUUACUUUAACAAAGUUUCUAAAUAAACACUUUAAAUUUUCCAUUAAUCUUCCACUAUCUCCUCGCCCUGGCUUCGGAUUCUGCCAGUCCUUUCCGUCAGUUCCAUAUAAUCCAUCAACCUGGUGUCCUAAUAUCCGAGGCUCUUAAAUCUCUUCCAAGUCCCUUCUGCAGGUCUUCUUCAUGUUCUUUGAUGCUCAGGAGCAAGUCUCGGGAAAACUCCAGCCUAGCAAUAUUUUUGUUCCUUCUGGACAGUUCAGCCAAAUUUCCAAAGUUAAAAGUAAAGUCCAUAAAGUGUUUCAGAACGUAUUUCAGGAUUCCUCCAAUUCUAGCGACCCCCAAAACUUCAAACUCCUCCAAGCCCAAGUCCAUGUCCCAAAAGUCAGUCAAUCCCUGGAUAGAGGGUUCUUUCCAACUUUCCUUCUUCAAUCCAAGCCAGGAUCCUGUCCUCGAAAUUUGACUUUUGCUAGAUUCAGUCAUGAAAGACCUCAAUUUAUAAUCCUCAAUCUGCUUCUGAGAAAUUAAGGAUCCCGCUUGUACUACUUUUAGUUUUUCAUCAUCAGCUUUCUCCUUUUCCUCCACCAUUUGUCCAACCAAGAUAUGUUCCUGUACCCAAUCCUGAGUUGUUUCUGUAUUAGCACUCACUUUUUGAUUCAAAUUAAUCACGUUCUGUUCCAAGUUGUCAAUUUUAGAGAUCGUGUCAUCUGUCUUUUUAUGAAGCUGUUCCAGCACGUGAUUUAUCUUGUAUAAUACAGUCACAAUGGCUUCUCCUAUCAACAUUUUGAAUGAUCCAAGGUCAGACUCUAUUUUUCAGAAUCUUAUCUUGCAGCUGGAGCUCUCCCUAAUGCACUCCUGUAACAGUUUCACAUGCUCCCUCUAGAGGGAAACAGUCUCCGUUUGUAUCAAUUCUUUCAAACACAACUCAAGCAAGUAACAAUAGUUUCAAUUUUCGGUUACUUUUUCCUCCAUUUUUAAACGCAGAAAAGGACAAUGGAGACAGUACCUUUCUUAUUUUAGCUAGCUGUCAAAUCCGUUCUGUCAAUAAACAUUCCCCGAACAUCAUCUGGCAGCCCUUUUCCAGGUUCAGAGCAGUGGCAAUUUAAUUUUGACUCUCUUCUGCAGGCACACUAAAUCCAAAACUUCCCCUCUCUUCUCCUGCUUCCAAGAGGGGUUAUAUAUUCUUGUCCUGUAGAAAUUUAAUCCUUUAUCAAAAGCUUUCAAAGACUUUAGCUUGUAACGUCUUUGCUUCAAUCUAUUUACAAAACGGGAGGCGGACUUCCUGUUUAGAACCUUCCCGCUUUCGGUUCCUAAUUAAGAAAUUUCAUAGUCCAAUUUUCCGUUCUACUCACGGGUAGUCGUUUAAAAUCCAAUUGUCCACAGGAAAAAGUCUGCGCUCUCCGACAACAGCAAUGCGGCUUCACUCCGUGAAAGAAGCGGUCGAUUCAAAGCACCGCGCCGCUCACCCCACGUCGCUCCGGAUCCCCAAAACAGGGUUUCCCCGCAAGUAGGGGGGGGCGCAAAUGGUGCCAGCCGAAUCCCAGGUUCACAGGCUUCUCCCGCCUGUGAUUUCUGUGGGUCUCCGCCUAAUAAUAAUAAAUUUCAUUGAGGGGGAAAUUGCACCUAGACAUUCUGUUUUGGCAACCAUAACCUAAGUUUAAGGUGCCAUUUGGGGGUUAGCUUAUAUACAGUGGUACCUCAGGUUACAUGCGCUUCAGGUUACAUACGCUUCAGGUUACAGACUCCACUCACCCAGAAAUAGUGCUUCAGGUUAAGAACUUUGCUUCAGGAUGAGAACAGAAAUCGUGCUCCGGCGGCGCAGCAGCAGCAGGAGGCCCCAUUAGCCAAAGUGGUGCUUCAGGUUAAGAACAGUUUGAGGUUAAGUACGGAUCUCCGGAACGAAUUAAGUACUUAACCUGAGGUACCACUGUUUCUAACAUGGUAUUUUAUUGAUGAUAGUGGGUUGUAUCCAAUACUCCACACAUGUCAUUCUGGCACAAUGGGACUUGUUAAGUUUCCUCUUCCUCCCCAGCACCCCACCCAUCUGCUUUGAACUCUCCCCUAAUCCUCAAGAGCUGAUUUUGAGGGCAUGGGCUCGGUCCCCGCUCCUGCCAACCUAGCAGUUCGAAAGCACGUCAAAGUGCAAGUACAGUGGUACCUCGGGUUACAGACACUUCGGGUUAUGCAUUUUCAGGUUACGGAUGCUCUGAAACCUGGAACGGGUUACUUCCAGGCUUAGGCGCUCACACAUGCACAGAAGCUCUAAAUCGUGCUGUGCGCAGAAGCGCUGAAUCGCGUCACGCUUGCGCGCAGACACGGCACUUGCGAACGUGCCUCCUGCACAGAUCACGUUCGCAACCUGAGGUUCUACUGUAAAUAAAUAGGUACUGCUCCGGCGGGAAGGUAAAUGGCGUUUCUGUGUGCUGCUCUGGUUCGCCAGAAGCAGCUUAGUCAUGCUGGCCACAUGACCCGGAAGCUGUAUGCCGGCUCCCUCGGCCAGUAAAGCGAGAUGAGCACCACAACUCCAGAGUCGUUCGCGACUGGAUGUAAUGGUCUGGGGUCCCUUUACCUUUACCUUUAGAGGCUGGAGGGGACAGGCAAGGGAAAUAAAGUUAUUUUGCACACAUGAAAAUCUGUUGUGCCAGUGGAGCUGCAAUGUUGGAUACAGCCCACCGUCUUUUCUGUCUAGUUGGAGUAAUGCUCAGAUAUACUAUGCUUUAAACCAAAUGUUUAUUGUAACAUCAGCAUUGCAAACCAGUGGAAAGGAAGAAUGACUUUGUCACAAGAGCUCAGUAUGGACUCUACCUAAACCACUUUGGAUUUUGUAUCAGAACUGUAGCAGCAGGAACCUGAAAUUUAGGAAGGAAAAGAGUUUUUUAGAGGCAAAUUAGAGGAAAUCAAUCAAAAGCGCAGAACUGCAGUUUCUUUGUAAAACAGUUUAAUGAAAUAAGAACAAUAUUUCAUGUGUUGUCUAAUGUGUACAGAUAUAGUCCAAAUAUUAAGUUCCUUCUUUCUGUUUGCUUAGUUUUUUGCCAGCACCAACUCAGCUAUCUCAAGACCAGCUGGAAUUAGAAGAGAGGGCAAGAUCUCAAAGGGUGAGACAGACUGCAUUGGUGUCAUCACGAAGGGAGCCACCCCCUUACGGUUAUCGGAAAGGAUGGAUACCACGAAUGUUGGAGGUAAAGAGUGGUGUGCACAGUUGUUGACAUGAAUAAUUAUUUUAGUUACUUUAGAGAAGUGAGAUCUUGGCUUUUGAAUGUAAGGGCCUAUAAUAUGUCUAGUUCUGUAACUCUGCUGCUUACAUAGAUACCCAUCCUAAUAUCUAGUUCAGUGGUGAGAAACUUGGGGCCUGCCAGAUGUUGAAUUACAUCACUUCUGACCAUUGCUUAUGCUGCCUGAGGCUGAUGGGAUUUGGAGUGUGACAACAUCUGCAGAGCCAAAGGUUUACUGUUCCUGAACUUUGUUGUAUAUUUUGUUGUUUCUUCAGCUUGUAAACCGCCUUGUGUAUAGUAAUAUAAAAAGGCAGUAUACAAAUUAAAAGUGAAAUGAAAUGAAAAUCCUAGCCUUUGCUGUUAGUUUUUGAUUGACUAGUCUAGUACUAACAAUACCUUUUUGUUUCUUUUGCACAUUUUGUAAUCAUUUCCAAUUUAUUUUACUGUAUAGGAUUUUGGAGAUGGAGGUGCUUUCCCAGAAAUUCAUGUUGCCCAAUAUCCACUGGAUAUGGGCCGAAAAAAGAAAAUGUCCAAUGCAUUAGCUGUUCAAGUGGAUGCAGAAGGAAAAAUAAAAUACGAUGCUAUAGCUCGGCAGGGACAGUCAAAAGACAAGGUAAUAGACUUCCCAGAUGCUUGUAUAUAGAUAUAGUUUUAUUGUUUAUGGAUAUUGUUUUAUUUUACUUGGCUUACUAAUUCUAAAGCAACCUGGAAAAGUUUUGUUAUGAAUUCUAGAUGAGCUUCCCACAAGUCCAACAGUACAGUGGCAGAACAUGAGAUUUAUAUCUUAAAAGUAUAACAUGUGAAGACACUUUUCUGAAUUGCUACACUCUUAAGAAAUAAUACAGGAACACAUUUCAUAGCAUCUGCCUAUUAUAAGGAUGUGAGUCUUUAUGUGGUCACAUAGUCAACAUCACUGAGGCCUAGUCUCCAUAUGCAGCAAAAUUAUGUAAUAGAAUGGACUGUACCACUUCAGGCUGCAGGGCAGCAUUCAAAAGCACAACCUUCCAUCCUCAGUUUGAAGUACUACAGCCAGUUCUACCAUCUUCGAAUAUUUCCACCUCAUUCUGCUACAUAUAUACAUCCAGGACCUAGAGUAUUGUCCUUAAGCAGGCAUCCCCAAACUCGGCUCUCCAGCUGUUUUGGGACUACAAUUCCCAUUAUCCCUGACCACUGGUCCUAUUAGCUACGGAUGAUGGGAGUUGUAGUCAGCUGGAGGGCCGAGUUUGGGGGUGCCUGCCCUUAAGUGACUAUGGAGUAGGUGAUUUGGCUAUUCUCACAGUUAGUUGCUGAGGGUGUUGGUGCUCACUCCACUACUAUGGUUGCCUACCCAGUCUAUAUGUCAUGUUUCUGGGACCAAGGAAAGUAGAGAUUGGGGAAUCUACUUAGCUUCACGCAAGAAUGGGAAGCCAAACAAUGGGAUAGAUGCUUGAGCACUACUUUCCUUGGUUGCAGGAACUGAAGGACGGCGAAGGUGGAGAUAGUUAUAUUGUCACCAUAUUAGUCUAUGAACACACCAAUUGUUCUGCCUUAAAGAUCCAGUAGCCUUUAAAGUGAAAGGGAGACAAAACUGCACAUACAGCUAAAUAUGAAAGUGACCACACCAGCACUGUCUCUUCGGUUAUGCAGCUCGGCUUCUCCUUUAAAGAGCAAAUUGCCUUUUGAGGCUAGAACACACCAUGCAUACUCUACAUGGAUACUUACCUGGCUCACUCUUUACCCAGCCAAGGUGAAUGGCAAAGCCUCUUCUCAGUGCAUUCUUAUUAACCAAAUAGGGAAUUGAGCCUGUCUUAAUUACUGUGAGCUUUAGAAGUGAGUGUGAGACUAUGAUGAAUCUGUGUUAAUUAUUUUGAAGUAAAUGAUGUUUGUGGCAUGUGAAGUGGAAAUGUGUUUCUACCUAGUGUUCCUAAUAGUUCCUCAGAGUGUGAUCGUCCCCACACAGACAUAUUCUGUUUUUCCUUCAGUAGUGUGGGCUAUUUCUCCAGGAUUAAGGGAAGAGACUGUGUACCCAAUGCUCAGCCUCCAUGCAUAUAAAUGCUAAAGAUGUGGAAAAGAGAGGGUGAAGAGCAUUUUGAAUAACCUCCAUCAUGUAGCCUUGAGUUGGGAAAGAACCAGAGUCAUGUGGGUCUGUCCUCCCAGUAGGCAGGACUCACCUUACUGCUUUGAGGAAACGUUUGUUCUCCAUACAUGAAUGGUAAUUGCAAGCCUGUUAUUACCAGUAAGGCUACCACAUUGUACUCGGUUUACUAUCAUUUUCUCAUAAACAGUGGAUAAUGAAUCAUGGCUUUAUCAUAUUCAGAGCUUACUCAUUUUAAUGUGGAUAGAACAUCAUCUUCUUUCAUUCUCUGGGAUAUUUUGAGCUCUUAAAGUGAGCUUGGGGGUUUUAUAGUUAAUUACCAUGAAGAAAUAUUGCUCUUCAAAUGUCCUUCAUUUGGCUUUGUGAGAUGUGUUUCCAUUGAUACUCAUUUAAAGGGUUGUUAAUUCUGGAAUACUUGGAUGAGAAUUGGAAAAUCGUUCCUGUGCUAAAUUAUUAGUUGAGCUACAGGUCUGUUUUUAUAGUUAGGCAAAUACCAUAAAAGAUGGAGAGGUGCUGCUUAGAGCAAUCUCUUUUGGGGUGAAUACUUGCCUCCUUGAGUAAUGUUGAGCAAUUAGGCUCAAUUUAUGGAUAUAUAGAACAACUUAAUUCCUGGUUUGCUAGGACUUAGUUCUCUAUUUCUUUAUUUUUUACCAUCAUCUUUUCUUGUAUAUGUUGUGUUUUGGAUAUUAGAGUUUAAUACAUUUUCUAGCUUUCACAGUUGUGUAAUUGUACACAUGCUUUGAGAAAACUGUGUGGUAUUACUGCCUCCCCCAUAGGCAAAAGAUUAAGCAAUCACAAAAGUAUGUCACAGUAGCUUGAGAGAAAUUACCUGGUAGCACCACAAAAAAGAACACGUGUUACCAUUUCUCUUGGCUCCUGGCAUAGUCUAUAGUAAAUGGUAUAUAGGUUUAGUUUAGUAGACACCUUUAUACAUGCAUCCUGCUGCAACAUAAUUGCCUUAUCCCAUUUCUAGAUGGCAAAGGGGCACUAGUUCUUGAACCUGAAGAACAUUGCCCAGAAACUCUUAAAACGUUACCUUAUUCUUUAAAGAAGAAAGCUGCCACAAAAAUGCAGUGAUGUUAAUAGCAAAUGCAGUACACGCAGCAACCAUUUUAGGCGUGUCUGGUAUGUGUGCAACCUCACACACGUGCAUUGUGCCAAACCCGGAUGUGACCUGAAAAUCUCUCAAAAGUGGGCGGGGUGGGGUGGAACAGGGUGUUUGCAGGCUUUUUCAAUGGGUGUUCAAAUUAUAUGCAAUUUCAUGCAACCCCCUCACAAACAGGGAGUUGCCUAUAAAAUCAACUUCUCACAAAUAAGCCCUCAAUAAUUCAAGCUUAUUGACACAAAUGUGUUUCACUUGUUCUGGUCUCAAAAAUUAAUAAAUGUGACAGCUUUGCAAAGCACUCUGUCUGCUUUUUCUUAACCAAUCAAACUCCAUAAUGCUUGCAAUUUGUGCGACUUUUAAAGUUUCAGACAGCCAUUGCACCAGAGGAUGAGCUAUUUCCUUGCAAUUAUUUUAUUUAUCUUUUACCUUCUGUUUUUAUGUUUUGUAUUUUAACGUUAGCCACCUUGAGUACCAUUUGUUGGAAAGGACAUAAGCAAAAUAUCCCAGUAGCUCCAAACAGGGUAUGAAAGAAUUCCAGGUUUUUAAUCAACUCAACUUUGAUUCUAUGGUCAUGAUAAAAAGGCUUCCGAUUUGGAAUUCUAAAUAUAUUCUUAGUGUUUGGCCCUUAUCUGGACAAUUCUAUUUUGGAAAGCUAAUCUAGUUUUUUGUUGUUGUUUUUUUAAUUUAAAAAAGCUCCAUAAAUGAGGAGGGAAACGAAGCUCCAUGAGUAUGCAAGAUUUUUUGUUCAUUUACAGUAUUCCCUUUUCAUAAUGCUGUUUUCAAUGUUUCAGGUCAUUUACAGCAAAUACACAGACCUGGUUCCAAAGGAAGUUAUGAAUGUGGAUGACCCUGAUCUGCAAAGACCUGAUGAAGAAGCUGUCAGAGAGGUAUUGUGGUCAGUGAUGCACCUAACUAUUGAAGCCACUUGCAUCUCGUCCAAGUGUUUAAUGUAACAUUUCUGAUUGCAGCUUACAGAAAAGACUCGAGCAGCACUGGAAAAGUCUGUCUCCCAGAAAAUUGCAGCAGCCAUGCCAGUCCGAGCAGCUGAUAAACUAGCUCCAGCUCAAUACAUUCGGUACUGGACAAUUUUUGGAUUGUUGAAAUUUCUUUGCAUGCAAAGUUUAAUGUAAGGCCUUUUUUGUGAGUGUGAAACAUAACCAUUAUCUCAGGCCACAAGCAGUUACAUGAGUGUUAAGAAAUUAUUGCUGUUUAAUGAAAUGUGAUAUUAGUCCUGUUACAGAGAACGUGAUGUAUUUAGCUAUGCAUAGGAAACUGUGUGGCUAUGUGUUCUCUUCUUGGUUUGUUUCUGAUAAUGAACUUUCUUGCAAUAAAUAUAUGAUGGUUUUUGUGGCCCAUAAAUGGUGAAUAGCACAAUGAGGGCUGUGAAGCUACCUUCAAAUAUAUAGGUCUGAAAUACAGGGUAUCCAGUUGGAAAGAUUUUUACUAUCCUACCAGUAAAAUUGGAUAGGAAUUAGAACAUCGGGCUCUGCUGUGUGAUUGAAACAGAGCUCUGUAGUUCAGUGUGUGCUCAGUUUGAAAGAACAGUGACACAUCAUUUACUUCUGCACUUCUACUCAAGUGUGUAUGCUUGGCAAUCCAAUGUCUGUGAGCAAAACUAAAAUUCUGGCAAAGUAAAUAAGAAGCUCAUUAGAGGCUCUGUACUGAUAACUGAAUUUCUUCCUUGUUUUUUCAGAUACACACCAUCACAGCAAGGUGUGGCCUUCAACUCUGGUGCAAAACAGAGAGUUAUUAGAAUGGUGGAGAUGCAAAAAGACCCCAUGGAGCCACCAAGAUUCAAGUAAGAAUCAGAAAUGUACAGCUAUUGUGCCAUAGAGGGUCCAGGGACGGAGAUUGGCAUACUAAGGUUACUAUUAUUUUUCAACUCAUUAGGAUUAACAAGAAAAUUCCUCGUGGACCACCAUCACCUCCAGCUCCUGUAAUGCACUCUCCCAGCAGAAAGGUAAUGGACAACCGUGACAACUCUUAUGUAACAUUUUUAAACAUCUGAUGCAUAAAGUAUGGAGGAUUCAAGUGUGCGUAUCAACAGACAAUCCGUUGGGGGCCAUUGGGCAGGAACUGUUUUUCUCCAGCCUCAGGGAAGUUAACAAGCUAUCCCAGCAUUAGACAUGAUGGAGAGUGGAAAGGACAUGGAUUACAAUAAAAUGUAAUUUUGAGGUGUCAGUUUAGACAGUUUAAAAAAUGGAUGGAUGUAAGUUCUUCUAAGUAUCUGUAUUGGUACCACUGCUUUUUAACUUGUUGAUAAAUGGACUCGAGUUGGGAGCAAGCAGUGUGGUGGCCAAGUUGAGAUUGACACCAAAUUAUUCAGUUUGGUGAAAGCCAAGAUUGUGAAGAGCUCCAAAAGAAUCUCUACAAACUAGGUGAAUAUACAAAAGAAUAGCAAAAGUGGUUUAAUGGAAAUUGAGGGGAAAGAUCCUAAUUUCACAUAUUACGCCAAGGAGAUCUGAGAGCAGUGACUAACCAGAAAAGAAAUAUCAGGUUUGUGGUGGAGAGCUCAGUGAAACAGCUACUUGCUCCGCAGCAGCUGUGAAAAAGAUAAAUUCCAUUUUAGGAAACCUUAGGACAUCUCAGUCAAAAAUAUAAUUGCUGUUACUGUAAUGCCUGCAACCACAAUUGGAAUAUUGUGUGUAGUUAUGUUUGUCAUAUCAGAAAAAUGAUAUUGAAAUCCUGAAAAUAGGUGCAUAAAGGGACAACUGAAAGGAUCAGAGGCUGCAGCAGCUCCCCUGCAAGGAAGAGUACAGUGUCUGGGGAUUCAUAGUUUAUAAAAAAUGUAAGCAAGGGGAAAUAAGUUUCAGGGCCAUAAAAUUAUGCACAGCAUGAAAGUUUUUUUGUCUCCUUGUCUCAUAAUGCUAGAAGCCAGGGUCAUUCAAUAAAGCUAGUCACUCUGAGAAACAGGUUGUUGGGCUAGAUGGAUCUUUGACCUGAGCUAGAAUCAUGGAAUUGUAGAGUUGGAAGGGACCACAAGGGUCAUCUAGUCUAACCCCUGCAGUGCAGGGAUCUUUUGCCCAAUGUGGGGUGCGAAUCCACAACCCUGAGAUUAAAGAGUCAUGUUCUACCAAGUGAGCUAUGUUCCUCCUGGUUAGAUUGUCUAGUGACGUUCCAGAUUUUUUGUUUUUCUUUUCCCUAUAGCUUGUGGCUAGACUUGCUUGCUUGAGAAGUCUGGAGCCAUCUAUUCCAUAGGCACUUUGGCAUGGUAAACCUUGUUCAUUCAUUCCUGAUAGCUACUUGAGCAAUGUGGCAAUGUUUGUAAAAGCCAUGAAUGUUCUUUGGGCUACUAUUUGUUGAAGAAACUUUCACUGCUACCAAUGAGGAUUAUGUGAAUUAAACUCAUUGGAUAUAGAUGUAAGUUCCCAUUUUGGGGAAUUGGACUGGAUAAACUGACCUAGGUCUUCCCAAAAAGUUUGGUAUCUGAGGUUUAAACAUUCAGCUACUGUUGCCAGAAUUGCUGAUAGCUUCUCUUUUAGUUUUAGCUUUCCAGGAGAUGCAGCUUGAAUGAACAUGACAAUUGCUGGGGGGAAAACAUUUCACUGUGUUUUGUUGACACUUCCUAUUUGACGGUUCAUGGCUACUCAGCUACUGUGUUUCAGAAUGGGAAUGAAUCCCCGCCUCUCAUUGGUAAAAAGGGGGAAAAAUCUAAAAUCUCUUUACCUCUUCUCUGUUCAGAUGACCGUGAAGGAGCAACAAGAAUGGAAAAUUCCUCCUUGCAUUUCAAACUGGAAAAAUGCUAAGGUAAUUAACUUGUCAUAACGUCAAACUGUAAUGUUGCAUCCUGCUGGGGAAACUCCUCAAAAAAUGAUCUGCAGUCUGAAUGAUACUUUAAAGCAUCCAGAGCUGAGUAAACCAGCUGUGUUCAGAAAGGAGGUUGCAGUGAUAUGGCUUGACUCUUCUCUGCCUUUUAUCUUAAAACUGCCAAGAUGACAAGGGCAAAGAACAUGCUAGAUAGUAAAUUGCUGUUUUGCAGUGAUCAACUGUGGUUAGGCAAAGGAAAGUAUUUAAAAUUCCCUCAUACUGCUGUUUGCAGGGUAUGAAACCAAUUUGCCCUGAUGCUCUCAAGCCUUUACCAAAAAAAGAUAUAUUCUUGCAGCAGCAUCUAUUUAUCCAAGUCAUUGGAAGUGUUGGACUUGAAUCAGAAAGAAUUAGAUUCAAAUUCCCACUUAGUCAUUAACCCUAUAUGAUUACCGUGGGCCAGUUGUGUACACUCAAGCUAACAUACUUCACAGGACUGUUGCUAUAGACUGGGGUAAUCAUAUAUACACAGUGGAGAAGCAGCAGGAUACAAAUGGGAGGAAUUACGUAUAUAAAAUUAUUUACUGGUUCACAUUUAUGGUAUUUAUGGUAACUAGCUUCUGUUGCAGUCAGUGUGUAUAUGUACCACCUUCUCUGUCUACCAACUAAGGUCUAUGAUGUUGCUAGAGAAAGCUUGUGCCACAAUAAAUUGGUUAUUCUUCAAUUGCCUCAGCUGCCUUUGUGUCUCUCCUAUACGCUGAGCUAUUUUUCUCUUUUGCAAAGGCCCUUUGUUGUCCUAUUCAGAGAACAAUGACAUUGACAGUUCAGUGCUUGCAGGAAGAGGGAGUAGUGAUGAAUUCCUGUGGUGUUUAGGAUAAUCCUCCUUGUUAUUAAAACUUCUGUGGCAGGUCUUACUAAGAGAAUAUCACAUUGAGGCCACUGAAUAUGCCAUUGGUGCAGGGGUUUCUUUGAUUCUUUUAAUAAAACUUUAGUUUCUAGAAACAUGAUUUAUUUUCCCAGCAACUUAAACAUGGUUGGUGCUACUUUGGUGCUACUUUUAUUUGGAAUGUUAUUCCCAUUGUUAAAUAAACGUGCUCAGGAUUGCAGCUUCAGUCAGAUACUUGGUGGUGGUGGUACGAAUCACUUCUGCUUUUGUUGGGAUUCUUCAGUAUACAACAAAUAGUGAAAAGGGAAAAUGUGUUGCAUAGAUAGAAUCAAGGAAGUUUUAAAGACCAUUUUAAAUCUUGAAACUGAGGGAAUUGUAUUACUUCAACUAAUGCCAUAAACAGGGGCUUGGUGUAUGGAGGAUUACAAAAGUAAAAACCAAACAAUGCAACUACUUGCACCUAGAGCAAAUGAACUGCCCUCAGACCUUCGGGUAUAGGGCGGUAUAGAAAUUAAUUAAUUAAUUGAUUAAUAUUGAAUUACAAGUAAGGAUUUAGGGCAGCUUCUUGGCAUGCCAUGUCUUUUCCUUCAUGAUCAACUGUCUUGUCUGUUUUUCCUCCAGGGUUACACCAUUCCAUUAGACAAGCGUCUGGCUGCGGAUGGCAGAGGACUGCAGACUGUCCACAUUAAUGAAAACUUUGCCAAGUUGGCUGAGGCUCUCUACAUUGCUGACAGGAAGGUCAGGCUAUAGUUGCUUCUCUGCAGUGCAUCUUUCUGAGUAAUUUCUUUCCACAGAAUAGAUUUGAGCAGCAUUGCAACUUUUAGCCGGUUGCUUGGAAAUGGCUUUGGGUCAUUAGUGUGGCAUGGCUUCUACACUGUUCUUCUAGCCCUCGUCUAGUUUCUUGAUCAGCCCAAAGCAGCUGGCUGUUUCCAGUUCUGGACUGUACAUCCUGUUUUAUAUUACCACUCAAAAGCAUAAAAACUAGGUCUUCUUGUUCUCUCCUUACCAUCUGGCUGUGCUCUGAAUCUUGUGCAGGCUCGUGAGGCUGUGGAGAUGCGAGCCCAGGUGGAGCGGAAGAUGGCCCAGAAGGAAAAAGAGAAGCAUGAGGAGAAACUCCGGGAAAUGGCCCAGAAGGCCAGGGAGCGAAGGGCAGGGAUCAAAACCCAUGUGGAGAAAGGUAUAUCCCAUCCUCCUGCGGUUUUCACAAAAUAUUCCAAAGAGGGUUCUGCACAUGACAAGUGUACUGACCUUAACAGGAAGACUGCACUAUAUGCAGUUACAGAAGGGUGGCUUCAUUCUGGAGGCCUCUACAUGCAUAGUGUUUCUCAUGCAAAAAGAAUGCAGCUCAUUUCUAUGCAUGUUUAUGUGGAAGUAAGUUCUCCUUUGUUAAGUGGCGUUCACUUCCAAGUAGGUGUGCAUAGAAUUGUAGUUUAAGUGGCUUCUUGUUAAUGGCAUGUAACUUUUAGAUGAAAACUGGGGAAAGCACUAAAGUUGUUGGGCCAGGAAAAAAAAAAAGUAUUUCGUGAACAAGUGUAGAAAUGUUAGGAGACCCUUCAACUUCUGAGUACUUAGUCCACCAUCCACUGUGUUCUUCAUAGCUGCAAGUUCAGCUUCCACUAUGUUGCUGUUAACUCACAUAAGAGAUGGCUGCAUGUAAUUUUGAAUUUCAAAUGUAUCUGUGCAGAGGAUGGAGAAGCUAGAGAACGCGAUGAAAUCAGACAUGACAGACGAAAAGAGAGACAGCACGACCGGAAUCUUUCCAGAGCAGCCCCUGACAAAAGGUAAAGUUGUUCAGCUAAUAAUAACUGGGCAGUAUACUACUUGAUCAAGGUAAAUGUAAAACGUUUGAUUCUAACCUAACAAAUUAGUAUUCGUUUGGUUGUUCUUUUGUAUUAAGUUACUGUUUAUAUAAAAUUUAUAUACCACUUCAUUGGAAAAAACCUCAAAGCAAUUUACAAGAUUUGGAAAUGUACAUACCUGUAGUGAAGUGAUUUCUGGUGUGCUAUGGUACACUAUUAUGUUAAAAGGAGUAGUAUGUGUUGAUUUUUGUGCUUCUAUGUAUUAAGUUCUUGUGUAUUCUUCUGCAUAGCAUUAGUUGAGGCUCUGUAUAGGACUAGUUCCUUAGUUUCUCUCUAUCAGUCCCAAAGGAGGGACCAAGGAUGUAUUAUGAUGGGAUCUGCAUCUGAUGGGAACGAGAUUCAGGUAGGUAGCCGUGUUGGUCUGAUGCACUUGAAAUAUAUUUUUUUAAAAUUAAAAAAUUGUCCAGUAGCACCUUAGAGACCAAGAACAAACUUAGUUGGUCUCUAAGAUGCUACUGAACAAUUUUUAUUUUUUUUAAAAUAUAUUUUGAUGGGAACAAGUUAACUUUGAGGAUUAGCAUGGAGAAUAUUAAACAGACAAUCUAUGGCUUUUUAAAAUGUGGGGAGGGGUUAUGGUUUUGUUUAUUAUUAACAUAUUUAUUGUUGCUUUUAUACUGUAAACCACACAGUAAUCCUUGGAGGAAGAGAGGUAUAUAAAUUUAAUAAAUAAUAAUACCACCAUGAUCUUGCUUUUGAUGGUCAGACACUGUAGAAUGCCAUAUUUACCCUUAGGCAAGAAUGAUGCUUGGAUAAAGGCUUGAAUGUGGCAGGUCCUCCUGUGGCCAUCAUGUAGAUUUCCCCCCACCUAGUUUACUCUUAGGCUGCACACUUUGUGCCAGCCGGACUAGCUGUCUAUUGUAUUUUGAGAGCCAUCUCUUUGCAGGGUGGAUUGAUUUUUAAAUCACCCAGAAAAAAAAUUAAUGGAUUAAAUUUGCAUCUGAAGAUUUAAAUUGUUUCAAAUCAUCUCCCUUGUUUUAAUUUAUGCACUUCCUGAGCAAGCAUACAUGUGAACUAGCUGCUAGAAUAAUUAACACACAAUUAAUUGUGUUAAGUAGCAAUUAAUAAGAACCUUUAUACAAUAUAUUCCACAACUUCUAUGCAGCCCAGUUCUUUUGCGCAACAGAAUUAUACCUGCUUUGGAGACAAGGGGAACAGUUUAAUUUUACAGUUUGUUUCUUUUUGGCCCUUUCAGUAUUACCUGUAUUACCUUUCUGUAUUCUGUAUUACAAGAAAGAUAACUUCCUUGAAGUUGAAUACCAGAAUCCAAAGAUGCUUAAAACAUGUUACUAACGACCUAAGAGGUUCUGAAAGAGCACUCCCCUUGCUGUUGCCCAGGCUUGUAUGGCAGGCUAUUUUUUGAAGUUGAGAGUUUCAAAAACAGUUUGUCAUGGUGUGAAGUUAGCUUUAUGAAGAUGGAAAAAUGCAAAGGAACCACUGGGUAGUUCAAAUGUCAUUCAUGACUAAGUUAUUCCUGUGUUCAAGCAAAUCAGCACUGCUUCCUCAAAGUAUGUCUAGCGCCCCCCGCAAAACUCUUAAGUCUGACUUCCAACAUCUUUAUUCUGAAUAGGCAAACUCCUCACAUGGAAGUUUUAAUUGUUGAUAUUUUUGCAACAUAACCAGUAUACAAUGUUGUUAACUCAGGUCGAAGUUGCAAAGGAAUGAGAACAGAGAUAUUAGUGAAGUCAUUGCCUUGGGUGUUCCUAACCCUCGGACAUCCAGUGAGAUCCAGUAUGACCAAAGGCUCUUCAACCAGAGUAAGGUAAGUAAUGCCUUCCAUUGCUGUGGAAAGUUAUCACGUUUGAAGGAGACAAUUGCCAUGUGUAUGGCCAGAUGUACAGCAUUAAAAAGAUAUAUACGUCAUAAAAUAAAAAUACCCUAAGCUGCCAGGCAUCCCCAAACUGUGGCCCUCCACAUGUUUUGGCCUACAACUCCCAUGAUCUCUAGCUAACAGGACCAGUGGUCAGGGAUGAAGGGAAUUGUAGUCUAAAACAUCUGGAGGGCCAAAGGUUGGGGAUGCCUGCCCUAAGCUAUGACAUGUCAGCCAAUAGAUUGAACAAGCCAUAUUUUAUCUGCUUGUUUUCCAAAUAGCUCACUGUGUAGUAGAUCUGAAAACAGUUAUUUGAGCCUAUGUUCCUAAUUUUCAGCAAUUCUAAUUUUAAGUACUCAGAUGACAACAACUAGGAACCUGUAACUAGUGUGUGUUGCAGGUUAUACAUUUGUUGUAGAAAAUAUUAGGCUGGUGGGGAGUGGGUAGGAAAGGAAUUGGACUCUGAAGACACAUGUCCUCAAGAUUAUUUUUGUAAUGAAGGAGCAGCUACCAAGCACUCUGUACUGUUGAGUUCCAGACCAAGAGAGGCCACAGGAAAGGGCCUAUUAAAGCAAGCACCACGUCCCAGAAUGGGAUAGCCCUAUCCUAGAACACAUUGAGUGAAGGAAAGCAAACUCAGUACUUCCUCCAGACAAUACAAUUAAACAGCUUCAUUUUCUCAACAGCACUAGAUUCUAACACCAACCUGUGCCUUUCAGUUGUUAGGAAUUCAACAUGUAAAUUAGGGGUGGGUAACUUUUGGCCCUCAGGAAAAUUUUAUGCAGUACUGAUUUUAAAAACCAUCUGCAAGUGAUCAGUUCAAACCUCUGGCAUACAAUAAUCUGCCCACCCCCACAACCUGCUAGGAUGAGGAGGCGGCAGCAGAAAGAGAUGAAGAGUCCCCGCCUUUGACUCUUCAUCAUGUGCCUCCUACCAAAUUACCCCUAAAGUAGGUAAUGUGGCCCUCAACAGGAAAAAUGGGUGCCCACUCCAGUAUAAUGUAAUACAAAAGAAGACACCUCUAAAUAGAACUUAAUAUAAUACCAAAGCCCCUCAAUGAGCAGUGGUUAGAAAACUAUGGGUAGGUUAAUAGUAAAAUGCAUUGCACUGUCCUGCAAUAUCGCCUUCUUUAUGGGUAAAUCUAGCAUUCACUAUAAUAGUGUUUCAAAGCAUGCAGCACUUCUGUUUAGUGGAGAAGAGUGCCCUCUGACACCACUGUGGUUGGAGGCUAAACCUGAACCUGGUAUCCCAAGCCAUUGAGAACCAAGUUUCUCCUUUCAUCUGAAUAGUUCUAUCCUUUUCUCUUACACUAGUAUGCAACAAAGUUGGGACUUGUUGGUUUUUUGGGUAAUUUCUGUUCUCCCAGAGAAUGCUGUAUUCUGACUCUGAAUAGCAAUCUACCUAAUGCAGUGAGGUAGGUUUUCAGAGUAGUAUUGAUGACUUCUAAGGGAACCUGUUUUUGGACAUUGUGCUUGUUAGUAUCCAACUAAUAUAGAUGGUUUUGGUGUUCUGCUAGGGUAUGGACAGUGGCUUUGCUGGAGGAGAAGAUGAAAUUUACAAUGUCUAUGACCAGCCCUGGAGAAGUGGUAAAGACAUGGCCCAGAACAUCUACAGACCUAGUAAAAAUGUGGAUAAGGACGUGUAUGGUGAUGAUUUGGAGGCACGAAUAAAAACUACUAACAGGUAUGGAAAUUUCAAGUAUUUCCAAUUGUAUUUUUACUACUAGAACACUCGAUUUACUACUUUCUUUUGGUCUUGCAGGUUUGUUCCUGAUAAGGAAUUUUCUGGCUCAGACCGCAGGCAAAGAGGUCGAGAAGGACCAGUUCAGUUUGAGGAGGAUCCUUUCGGUCUAGACAAAUUCUUGGAGGAAGCCAAACAGCAUGGGGGCUCAAAAAGGCCUUCUGAUAGUAGCCGUCCUAAAGAACAUGAGCAUGAAGGCAAGAAGAGAAGGAAAGAGUAAGGAAUUGGUUUCAAGCAUUUUAAACAAGACUGCAGGGGAUUGUCUAAACCACCUGACAGUUCCUGUAUAGUGGAUAUAGGCACCCAGCUAAAGGGACACUUUUGCCCAAGGAACAGAGGAAGUAAGGAAAAACUGGACCACUGAAUUAUAGGUUUUGUGUUUGGGGCUCUAGCUUUGUGCUGCCCCUUUGUUUUUACACAGGUGGAGCUCUGUUCUCUUAAGGUCAGAAUAAGCUGCCUGGUGUAUAUGGAGUUCUUAGUUAAAGCUGCUUAUUCCAUCUGAUAAUACCCCCUUGUACAUAGUUUGCCCUGCUUCUGCUGUAACGUAUGUGAGAGGGGGAAGAAAGUGUAUUGUGGUUCAUUUGCUCUGCUGUGAUUGUAUAGUUCAUUCAUCUUAAGCUUAUGAGAAACAGCUGGAUUCAUUUAACUGAGAUGAAUACAUAUCCAAGUUUAUUUUAGUUUCUUUAUACAGCAGUGAAAUAAAGUCUCCUUCCUUUAACUGAUGUCAGCAGUUCUUCUGUUUGAAAAGUGGCCUUUGCUUUUCUGACGUUUCACAUCAAGCUGAAAGAUUGAACAAACACAAUUGCUAGUAAGGCAGUAGAAGAAACAAUCUUAAUAUCCAUAUCAAUGUUGAUAUACUUAAUAUAUUCAUUUUUUAGGUGAUGUUCCACAUAAGUUGAAACCACUCUUCAUAAAACAUUUGUGUAAAUUUCUAUGAAUCAAGGCCUGUUUUGAACCCCUAAUGAAAUACGUUUUUGGCUGAAAGAAAUACCAGAUCAGCUUAUUAAUUAAAAUUACCUAGGAUUACAACAAUGUGUGUUUCAGAUACAGCUUCAUAAAUGGCUUUCAACAUUUAAUUAUGCCAACUUUCAACUGUAAAUCACUGACUAAUGAUCAACCAACUUUCCUUUAUUCAAUAUACCCCAUUUCACAUUUAGAACUUUAAACAUUAUAGAUUUCCAUAACCUCACACUCCACGAAAUUUUCAAGACUCAUUUUCAUUUGUGAAGUAAAUGUCUGUGAAAAGACUGUUAGACUGAACUUAUUUCAGGUAUGAAUUGAACUAUGAAGGAUAGAACAUGAGAGCCAUUUUAUUUAUUUCUCUUCUUUCCUGUAAGGACCUGAAAGUGGGGUGCAUAAUUUUCCUCUCCUUCAUCCUUGUAACAAUCCUAUGAGGAGGGUUAGCUGAGAAAAGAAUAAGUGGUACAAGGUCUCUGAAAUGUUCCUUGGCAAGCACGCUUUGCAUUGGGUUCCUUUUAACUGGCACCAAAUGCAAAACCCACUGGAACUGGUUGCACUCAGGAGCUCUUUACGGAAGUUCCCUAGUACAACUGAUCCCUGCUGAAAGUUAGGUUUGCAAAGCAUAUCUUUACAGCCUGGCUUGCGUUGCACCUGAGCUGCAAAGACCCAAGAAGCACACUUAAGAACAUGCCCCUGAGUAUUUCAACUCCAGCCCACCACCUCUGCUGCAGCUGGAAGCGGUAGAGAUAAAAUGUAGCUAUCCGUUGUGAAUAAAUGUUUGUGGAUGACAAUGCUAACUAAGGUGCCUCUCAAGUACCACAACAGAGUACAGUGGUACCUCGGGUUACAUACGCCUCGGGUUACAGACUCUGCUAACCCAGAAAUAGUACUUCAGGUUAAGAACUUUGCUUCAGGAUGAGAACAGGAAUUGCGUCGUGGUGGCAGUGCAGCAGCAGCAGAAGACCCCAUUAGCUAAAGUGGUGCUUCAGGUUAAGAGCUGUUUCAGGUUAAGAACGGACCUCCGGAACAAAUUAAGUACGUAACCAGAGGUACCACUGUAUGUACAAAUCAGCUGUGUCAGUUGUUUUCUCCUUGCCCUGUUCUCUGUGGUCAGCUCGGCUUGGGAAAGUGGUGGGUUGAAGCUUAACACUAGCAUUGCCCCCUACUCAGUGCUGCCUGUAAAGGGGGGGGGGGAUUACUAUAACACAGUAGGAAACAAUUCUCUUCCUCCUCCACGCAAUCAAGCAAUGAGACCGUGUUAGGAGAGCGCAAACUUACCCUCUCCUUGCUCAGACCAUGAUGAUAUAUUACACCCUGUAGAUCAGGAGUGGGUAAAACAAAGACAUGCCACCAAAUGCUGGCUCUCAAGACUCCUCAGUCCACACCUUUCUCUUUUACCAAUCUGGAACAUGUUCUUUAACUGUGGUGCCGCCUCUUGCUUUUCUAUAUGGACAGGUGGAUGGAUAAAGCCUCUGGUUUUGCAAGGCUCUUAGGUAGCCUACUGUAAGUCACAUCCAUUGCUCUGCCCACUUUCUGGACCCCAUCCACCACUGGGGUGUAGGCCUAGAAGGUUGUCCACAAGGGAUUAUGCCCCUUGGACUGAAAACUAUUCACUCCCCUGCUUAUAAAUCUGUUGUAUUUAUGCAAGUCUCAAGUCACUUAUUAGGUCUGAACUUGUGAAAGGUCUGAAAUGUGCAACAAACAAGCUAACCAGGCCAUUCUCCAUGUUCACCUUUAAAUAUAAAAUAGCAAUUCUCUUCUAGGAUAAGAAAUUCAGUAUGCACAGUACCAUAGCCUCUUACCUUAGCUCCUUCUAGAAUAUGAGUGUCUUUCUGCAAAGUAUUUUUAAGACCUUCUUCUGUAGAAAAUCCAACCCAGCCAAAACCUUUGUGGAAUCCCGUUUCUUUAUCCUAAUCAUCCAAAACAAGUACGUUGAAUUGAUUUAGAUUUGAUGGAUCCUAUGUACUUAAUCAACUACUGCUUAAAUGCUACUUCAGUAUGGACUACAUGUGCCCUUUUCACCUUCAACAGAAACCUGGUGAACAACAGCGUCAUGCAGAAAGCCAUUACCAAUCAUAAAUGUUAAACAACUGGCAAAUUAUAUUCUCUUCCCAGCAGACUAGGAAGUUUCCUAGCCACUUAUUUCACUGGUUUAUGUGGGAUGACAAGAAUGAAUUUGCUGGAAGCUAACUAGUUGCCUCAGGAGUAGCCAAUGUGGUACCCUCCACAUGUUGUUUAAUUCAAACUUCCAUCAACACCAGGCAUCAUGCACAAAGGCGGCCCAUAGUUACUGGGGUGGUGAUCAGGUGGGAUUGCUAUGAGGAAUUAUAACAAAUAUAGAGUAAGCCAUCUGUGUCAGCAAUGAAAGCAUUGCAUUGACUGGGUUUAAACUAUUUUGAUAGGAUUCUUGAUCAAUCCACACCUCUGCAUCCCUGUUCCAUCUCUCUUGCUUCCAAAGUCACGUACACAGCCCAGUUGCUUCGCCAGGCAGGCUCUUGGGCCAUAAAGGUAGUGGGCAAGCUUCUUUGAUGUAGCUUUCUGAUAUGGUAAUCUUAGGAUGUUAAUCUUAGGGCCAGGAAACAGAUCUCACAUGAAGGUGAUAAUGAUUGCUGUCCUCCUGGCCAUCCUCCUUAUCAUGUGUGUGGACUCCUUUGUAGUUCUGUUAAUUAGUUUUGGUGGUUUAACUUGUUCCCACAAGGGUUUGUUGAAAUGCUCAGAGGAAAUCUGAUUGGUUCUUACGAACACUCUGUAAAAAGCUCUUUUGUAAAUAAAACUACCUGGGCCAGGGGCUGCAGACAGACAGAAUAUUAUAUGCACCCUUCCCAGAGUCUUGCUGGUUCAAGUCUCUGUGUCUAUUCUUAUUAAUCAGAGUUCAAUCCUUCCUUUACUUUGUGAACGCCUCACUGGGGGGUUGAGAAUUUUCUGGGGGAAACUAAUUUUGGAUAGGCCACUGGGAAUGAGUGGAGUUAUAGCUGAAAUCCUAUAAGCUGGGAGUAAAUCCUCAUUAAAAGAGGACUUACUUGUGAGUAGACAUAUGUGAUUGCACUGUAAAUAUAAAAUUUAAAGGAAAGCAGUUACUCUACAAGUAACAUUUUGUACUUGAUUGCCAGUAUCCAAACACAAAAUACUCAACUUGGAACAUGAUCUAGCCAUAGUUGCAUAAUUAACCCUUCCACUGAAAUCAUUAAGAUUUCAGUACAAAAGUAAUGCAUUCCCAUGAAACGCAAAGUGCUCAUUUUUUGAUGUCCUGUCAUGUUAGCACAGCAAAAGCUGUGUGUGUGUGUCCGUCCCUGUAUCCCUGAUUUAAAUACACAAGCACUGAACGGCACAAGAUAGGAAGCAAUCUAUCGUAAAGUGGGAACUGUAUGCCCUUCAUAUUAAGUGGAUAGUGCAUGCUUUUCUUUAACCCUGAGAUAUCAGCGUCUGAGCACAAGCAGCCCUUAGAUGCAGAUAUCACAGAGGGCAGAAACUAGCUGAAAGUCCAUCUGAAAAUAAAGUUUGUAAAAUGCAUGGGAAGAAAAAGAACCAUUGGUGGCCUCUGCUAAGUGUGUUCAAAUACAGUUCUAAAGGUGCCAGCAGGGAAUACUGCAUUGUCUCAAUCAUUUGAAUUUUUCUUUUAUAAUUUUCAGAUGCAUUUUAAAAUCCAAAUGCAGGUGAUGAUACCAACUGGAUAUUAAUAUUUGUUAGGUGGCUUUGUGCCAGACCUGAAUUUUACUGUUUUAUGUAAAUUGCAAUUGUAUAAAACUAAAACGUGGUGGAGAAGAAAUAUUUUGUUGAGUUUAGGUUCAGUUAACGGCGAUGAUACUCACAAAUGGCACCAAGCAUUUUCUCACAGAGCCAAACUGAGCAAAAUAUUGUUUUACUUCAUCUGCAAAAGAGAGAGAGUUAUUUAUCAAACCAGGUUGUCUUGGGGCGUUUCUGUGCAUGACGACGACGUGGUUUUUAAAUUAGGGCGAGAAUAGUGGAGAUCCUCUUAGGGCUGUACACAUGGAAGAUGGACCGCUGCAAAAGAAUUCAGAGCGCUGCACUAUUGCAGAGGAAAGGCGGUUUCUGUAGGUGCUGCUUGCAUGGCGUCAGCCGAAAUCCCUUCCUCUGUAGCCCUUUAGCCGGGGUACAAAGCCCUCAGCACAAGAAAGAAGGUGGGUUCGACUCACGUCUCGGGCCUCCCAAGCAUCUGAUGCAGGGAUGGAGAAAAGGGCUUAAAACCUCGGGAGCGGGAAGCGCCAGGCACCCACGCUAUAACCCCGGCUAGCCGCCUUUUAAGACGCCAAAGGGGCCGACUUACAGCACCCCUUGGGACUCUCUAAACCCCCUUCCCUCCGCUAACCCCGCACCCCACUCACUUGGCCCCGCCGUCCAAGGCACGCGGGCGACGAAGACCUCGAAGAGCCGCCGGGAAGGACCUGCCGCCGCCAUCUUGAAAGCCAGGAGGAAGUAAG
This is a messenger RNA of Podarcis lilfordi (Lilford's wall lizard), 24296 nucleotides long. The record is from the annotation of a GenBank genome assembly. Lineage: Eukaryota; Metazoa; Chordata; Lepidosauria; Squamata; Lacertidae.